This is a messenger RNA of Nycticebus coucang (slow loris), 2818 nucleotides long. It is a transcript of the gene SCTR, whose product is annotated as secretin receptor. Gene Ontology annotation, molecular function: secretin receptor activity; peptide hormone binding; G protein-coupled peptide receptor activity. Lineage: Eukaryota; Metazoa; Chordata; Mammalia; Primates; Lorisidae. Gene Ontology annotation, cellular component: plasma membrane. The record is from RefSeq and is a predicted model, not a curated record. The coding region runs from base 1418 to 2587 and encodes 389 amino acids. Gene Ontology annotation, biological process: brain development; cell surface receptor signaling pathway; adenylate cyclase-modulating G protein-coupled receptor signaling pathway. The transcript has 12 exons.
CACUGAGAAACCAACUUCCCUAAAACUUUCCAAGUGACUUCUACUUCUCCUUCAUUGGCCAGACUGGACUGCACGGCCACUCAUGGCUGCAACAGAUGCUGGACAUUGAGUUUUUAAGCUGUGCAUGUGACCACCUUCAACACAACCAGGUUUUGCGAGAGAGAAAUGAGAGAAUAGUGGACAUGGGCAGCCCUUCUGUAGUCUCAACUCUGCCUACCGAGGGAGACGUGAAUCAAACUGUCACAAAGUCAUGUAAAAUGAUGACAAAAUAACAAUAGCAUGUGGCUCUGGCUGAGCAUAUGACCAGGGGUCUGGACCCGGGCUGGGACUCCAUGAGGGCUUUGCUGAGAAGGUGCCAUUAGCACCAAGGCCUGAGCAUGCCUAACAGCUCCCGGGCACACAGAUGCGAGGGGACCUGACAUAGAUGGGCACACACGAGCUCCAUGGCCCUGUGCAGGGGUUUCAUCCCGAUCCUACGAGCCACAGAAAGCCCUGGGGAGUCAUAGAGGCGAGUGGAUUUAUGAAGGUAUCACCCUUGCUGCACCGUGGGAGGUGGGUUGGAAAAAUGAAUAGUUCAGAGAGACCCACUGGGCAAGAGAUGACAAUCCUUGGGAGGGGACCAGGUGGCUUUUGGGUUCCUCAGAAGCAGGUGAUUCCAGGCAGGAGUAAUAGGGCUGUGGAAACUGAGACGGGGAAGGAAGAGAAGGUGAUAAAUGUCACUUUAUCACUCCAUGGGCUCACCUAAGGAGCUGGCAUGGAGCACACAGCUCAGAGUGGCAAAGGAGUUGGAAUGCAUAGCAGCCAGUUCCCCGUCAGCCGGAGGUGGGGGCUGCUUCUGGGCAAGCCGUGUGUUGUUUUUUUUUUCUUUUUUGAGAUAGAGCCUUAAGCUGUUGCCCUCAGUAGAGUGCUGUGGCAUCACAGCUCACAGCAACUUCCAACUCCUGGGCUCAAGUGAUUCUCCUGCCUCCCAAGUAGCUGGGACUACAGGCACCCACCACAACGCCCGGCUAUUUUUGGUUGCAGCCGUCAUUGUUGUUUGGCAGGUCCAGGCUGGAUUCGAACCCACCAGCUCAGGUGUAUGUGGCUGGCGCCUUAGCCGUGUUCUUUACUUUGCUUAUUUGGUGCCUGGGGGUGAAGUGGUUUUCAAUGGUUGGAGAGGCCUCCAGACAAAGGGAAGCAGGGCUGGUGGCGGAAAAAAGAGGUUGGUGAGCACAGGAGCCAGGCAGGGUCUGCUCAAAGGGGUGGAGGGGAAGAGAGGCACGGAAGAGCUGUUCUGGGGAGAACGUAGACCAGACCCAGUGAGGAAUAGGAUCAGGAAUGAGGUGGGCAAGGGAGAAUCCAGGAUGACCCCUCGCUGCUGGACUUGAGCAACUGGAGGAAAAGGUGAAGGAAGACCAGGAGCUUUGGGGGAGAGGAGAUGAAGAUCACGAAAGCAGUUUCAGGCUGCAUGGGGCUGUGGGACAACACGAGCUGCUGGCCCUCCUCUGCUCCAGGACAGACUGUGCAAGUGGAGUGCCCCAGAUUCCUCCAGCUGUUCUCGAGCACAAACGGUUCCAUAUUUCGAAACUGCACACAAGAUGGCUGGUCGGAAACCUUCCCCAGUCCUGACCUGGCCUGUGGGGUUAAUGUGAAUGGCUCCUUCAAUGAGAAAUGGCACUCAUACCUGCUUAAGCUGAAGGUCAUGUACACUGUUGGCUACAGCUCAUCCCUGGCGAUGCUCCUGGUCGCCCUCAGCAUCCUGUGCUUUUUCCGGAAGCUCCACUGUACCCGCAACUACAUCCACAUGCACCUGUUUGUGUCCUUCAUCCUGCGCGCCCUGUCCAACUUCAUCAAGGACGCCGUGCUCUACUCUUCUGAUGAUGACACCUACUGCGAUGCCCCAGCUUUGGAGAGGGUGGGCUGCAAGCUGCUCAUGGUCUUCUUCCAGUACUGCAUCAUGGCCAACUACGCCUGGCUGCUGGUGGAAGGCCUCUACCUUCACACACUCCUCGUCGUCUCCUUCUUCUCAGAAAGGAAGUGGCUGCAGGGAUUCAUCGCCCUCGGGUGGGGUUCUCCAGCCAUUUUUGUUGCUGCGUGGGCUCUCACUAGGCACUUUCUGGAAGAUGUUGGGUGCUGGGACAUCAAUGCCAAUGCGUCUGUCUGGUGGGUCAUUCGCGGGCCUGUGAUCCUCUCCAUCCUGAUUAAUUUCAUCCUUUUCAUAAACAUUCUAAGAAUCCUGAUGAGAAAACUUAGAACCCAAGAAACAAGAGGAAAUGAAGUGAACCAUUAUAAGCGCCUGGCAAAGUCCACCCUCUUGCUGAUCCCCCUCUUUGGCAUCCACUACAUCGUUUUCGCCUUCUCCCCAGAGGACGCCAUGGAGAUCCAGCUAUUUUUUGAAUUGGCCCUUGGUUCAUUCCAGGGACUGGUGGUAGCUGUCCUUUACUGCUUCCUCAACAGGGAGGUGCAGCUGGAGGUCCAGAAGAAGUGGCAGCAGUGGCACCUCCGUGAGUUCCCGCUGCACCCUGUGGUCCUCAGUUUCUUCAGCAAUGGCACCAAGGCCGGCCCCUCGGAGCAGAGCUGGAGCACUUGCAGGGCCAGCAUCAUCUGAGAGGCUGGAGCAGGACCGCCCAUGCAUAGAGGCUGAGAUGCGUCCUGAGAGAGCUGGACACUGCUCUGGGACAGCCCAUCUUCCCAGCAGACACUCUGCUCUCUCCUGUGUGGGUCCCUUACAACUGAAGGGACUUGGGGCAUGAGGCCCUGGGAUUAGUCUGUUACUCUGGGAAGAGCAACUCAGGCAUCCCAGAAGGGAAUAGAGAAAUAAAUGAGACUUGGGAUGAGA